UAGCAACCAUGUCAACUGUCACUGUCGCAGACGCGUGUAGUGGAAUCAACCGGCGUCGGUAGUAAUCCGGACACAUAUCCUCGCCUCGCCCCAUCCUGUGGGGCCAAAAUUGACGUGGCGACCCAAACCUGGGGACUCAAGCUCAUAAAUUCUGUCUAUCACUGACAGUUGGACCGUUCACAUGUAUCCGAUCUUGUAAUAGGAGCCACGAUGGGCGAGCCAGCCGCAUUCGUGAGCCGGCAUGAGGGCAGGACACACGUAGCUGUCACAGCCGCCAUCUUGCUAAGUUUGACGUUUGUUUCGCGCGGGACGUUACGUUCGGAAGUGUAAAGUUUUGGAUACUCUUCUGCCUUGUCUGUGGUCGUGUGUUGACAAUGUUAGAGUGGUGCGUGGUGACUUAAAUUCUCACAUUGUGGACCAGUUUGGAAUGAUUGGUGUUUGAUGGUGUCGCGAGCUGGAUUGUAGAUACAAUAUCAACCAUCCCAAAUCUAGUCCACUAAUCGUCACAAUGUCGCUUCCUUUGCGCUAAAUCCACACAACGCUUUCAAGACUUCUACAAAGUGAGAAGACGAGAGUUUUGCGAGACAGAGACAGAUAAUAGAAGAAAACAUGGCGGAGAAAGGAGAUGUCCGUACCGAUGACAUCGAGCUUAGUGCCCAGGGGUCCAGCACUAAACCUAGCGAUGUGGCCACCAAGUCGGACCUGCCGGAGCGAGGGUCGUGGGCCAGCAAGCUGGACUUCAUCCUGUCCGUGGUGGGUCUGGCCAUCGGUCUCGGCAACGUGUGGCGGUUCCCCUACCUCUGCUACAAGAACGGCGGCGGCGCCUUCCUGAUCCCCUACUUCCUCACGCUGAUCCUCGCCGGGAUCCCCAUGUUCUUCAUGGAGCUGGCCAUGGGACAGAUGCUGACCAUUGGCGGGCUGGGGGUGUUCAAGAUUGCGCCGAUUUUUAAGGGUAUCGGGUACGCGGCGGCGGUGAUGUCGUGCUGGAUGAACGUGUACUACAUCGUGAUCCUCGCCUGGGCCGUCUUCUACUUCUUCAUGUCCAUGAGGGCUGACGUCCCGUGGCGCACGUGCGACAACUACUGGAACACGGCCACCUGCGUGAACCCCUACGACCGCAAGAACCUCACCUGCUGGUCUACCACCGACAUGACUUCCUACUGCACGCUCAACGGGAGGAACGUCAGCAAGAUUGCGCUGUCUGACCCGGUUAAGGAGUUUUGGGAGCGUCGCGCGCUCCAGAUUUCAUCAGGCAUCGAGCACAUCGGCAACAUCCGCUGGGAGCUGGCGGGCACGCUCGCCCUGGUGUGGGUGCUCUGCUACUUCUGCAUCUGGAAGGGCGUCCGCUGGACCGGCAAGGUGGUCUACUUCACCGCGCUGUUCCCGUACUUCUUGCUGACUGUGCUGCUGAUUCGCGGAAUAACCCUCCCCGGCGCCAUGGAGGGCAUCAAGUUCUACGUGAUGCCGAACAUGUCCAAGCUGCUGGAGUCGGAGGUGUGGAUCGACGCCGUCACGCAGAUCUUUUUCUCCUACGGUUUGGGGCUGGGGACCCUGGUCGCGCUGGGCAGCUACAACAAGUUCACUAACAAUGUUUACAAGGACGCGCUGAUCGUCUGCUCGGUGAACUCGAGCACGUCGAUGUUCGCCGGCUUCGUUAUCUUCUCCGUGGUGGGCUUCAUGGCGCACGAGCAACAGCGCCCCGUCGCUGAAGUCGCUGCUUCAGGUCCCGGGCUGGCGUUCCUGGCGUACCCGUCGGCCGUGCUGCAGCUGCCGGGCGCGCCGCUCUGGUCCUGCCUGUUCUUCUUCAUGCUGCUGCUCAUAGGUCUCGACAGCCAGUUCUGCACGAUGGAAGGCUUCAUCACGGCGGUGAUCGACGAGUGGCCCAAGCUGCUGCGCCGCCGGAAGGAGAUCUUCAUCGCUAUCACCUGCCUGAUCAGCUACCUCGUCGGACUGUCUUGUAUUUCUGAGGGUGGAAUGUACGUGUUCCAAAUCCUCGACUCUUACGCCGUGUCCGGCUUCUGUCUACUGUUCCUGAUCUUCUUCGAGUGCGUGUCCAUCUCCUGGGCCUUCGGGGUGAACCGCUUCUACGACGGCAUCAAGGAAAUGAUCGGCUACUACCCCACCAUCUGGUGGAAGUUCUGCUGGGUCGGGUUCACGCCCGCCAUUUGCAUCAGCGUGUUUAUCUUCAACAUAGUGCAGUGGAAGCCGUACAAGUACAUGAGCUACGAGUACCCGUGGUGGUCGCACGUGCUGGGCUGGAUGACGGCGCUCAGCUCCAUGCUGUGCAUCCCCGGCUACAUGAUCUACCUGUGGCACGUCACCCCCGGCACGCGUCAGGAGAAAUUCAACACGAUCGUCCGCAUCCCCGAGGACGUCCCGACCCUCCGCACCAAGAUGCAGGCCGAGGAGCUGGCCAAGCACCAGGCCUAGACGCACCACACACUGCCACACUUAACCACAUCGAUCUCAACACAGGAGAUGACCACAUUUGGGACAAGACACUCCUUGGAGUUACAACAUUUGAUUUCAAACCGGAUGGUAAAGAUGUUGGUUGGACAAGGCAAAUGUUUUAAAACCAAGGAGAGGGUAAGAAAUAAAAGGACAAGUCAAUUCUAUCGCCUCUUGAAUUUAAAAUGAUUUGGAAAGAGUCUUCGCAUUUGCUUCAAGUGAUUUUAAUUCAAGGUGGGGAUUCUGUGCCAAAAUCUAAAGGCCAUUUGAAACGACCACGCACAAAGGUUUUUAAAUGAAAUUAUGUUUUGUGCCAAAGAAUAUUUUAUGAUUGUGCCAUAAUUUGUAGAUUUAUUUUGAGUUUUCGGUUCUACGCGCGACGCGUUCAUGUAUGUUUAUAUUUUACGCUAUUUUUGCAUUAUACAUAAGGAUUUUGUUGAUCAACAAUAUUUACGAACGUUAUUAGUUAAAGGAUCGUGUAUAAUAUGGUUUAUUUUGUUAAGAUUUUCCUGUAUGUUUCUGCGAGUGUGAUUUUAUGAGAUGUGUCAAGUAUUUUACUGUUGUCUUCCAUUUAGCUAUUGCUCUAUUUGAUAUAGCGAUGUGUUUUCUUAGACGUAACGAGAUACCGUUUGCUUAUAUUAAAAUAUAUUAAAUAAGUAUAUUAUACUUUUAAAUUAUAUUGAAUCUAUAGUUGUGUGUCUGUAGAAUUUUUGAUGUUAUCCUUAAAGGAGUUUGUGUAUAGUUUUAGUCGGUGUUUAGGCGUGUUUUUAAAAUGAUUAAGGCAAAAUCGCAACAGGACGCGCUAUUUUGAAUCUUUUGGUGUUUAGAUUGUAUGAAAUUUUAUAAAAAUAUAAUCAAGUUCUUAACUUUUUCGGCCUAUAAUGAUCUUCCAGGAAUAAAUACAUUGGUUGUAUAUUACCAUAUCUUUUGUAUUUAAGAAUUUAUACUCCUUGAUUGAGUAUGAAUUAUUUGGUUUUAUGCUUUAAUUUUUAUUCUGUUAAGUACCUUCAUACCGAACAUAGGUACAAGUUAUUUUAUAUGAAUUUAUCAGUGAUCGAAAGCUUACAAAAUGAAUUUAAGAAUUUUCACUGUGUUCCAUCUCAGACCAAAAAUAGAAAUUUUAUAAAAUUAUUCUGAAUCUUUAUAAUAUACUGUAGAAAUUUGUGAAAACCAAAUAUGACUUAUUCUAUAUUAUAUUUUCACCUCAAAAGUUUAUCAUAUACUCUUAUAAAAAUAUAUUACAGUUCUAUAUUACUCAAAUUAUCUUUAUAUCAAUUUUACUGGAACAAAAGUGUUCAAAUUAGAGAUAUAAUAUUAAGCUUGUAACUGUGUGCAUAUAUAAGUCAAUUUCUAAAAAAAUAUAUACCUAGUGAACAUUCGUAGUUGUUUAUCGAAACAUAUACCUAAGUAUAUAAGACAAUAUAUAUAAUGAAAUGUUUAGUCAUUCUUAGCUUUAACGUGAUGAAAGACAAGUUCUUACAUUUCAAUGCAUUUCCUUCACUUUAUAGUUACCUAUUUACCUAAACAUGUUUAAUUAUUUGCAUAAUUAUAAUGUACAACGCGUGUUGUAAAUGAUGAAUGUGCUUCCAAAUAUUAAAUUAAUUAUAUAAUUACUUAUACAAUAUUUAUAAAGAAGAUAGAUUAGCUUUAGUUUAGAAUUGUAUCGUUACUUUUGUAUUAGUAAAUCUUUGUUUUAAUUUAGUAAAAAUAUACUUAGCGAAAUAGUAAAAAUAUUGUCAGUUGCUAGUUUGAAAUGUCUUGUGUUGAAUGAUUGAUUUCAAAUUAUUAAUUAUAGCAGAGAGAAGUGAAAGGUCAAUAAUUGAGCGAAUAUAUAUAAUAAGAGCAUAAUAUAUACUCGCUGCAAUCUAUAUAAACAAUUCAUCAGACAUGGGAAUACACAAACUAUACAUAUACCUACAGACUUACCUGAUAAUGUACAAUCUAAAACCACAUCUACCUAAAUUAUAUCAUUCCAAAAAGUAAGUAGUAAUACUUACAUAUAUAAUAGAUAAAGAUAUUUACAUUCUACGAUACUUCAACUAUACAUUCCUUUACAUAAUAAUAGGACCUACCUUACAAUCUUACUUAGUAGAAAAUUUAAAAAGUACAAAGAUGAACGUUAUUUUCAUGGAUAAGAAAAAAUACGCAUUUUUUCAGCUUUUUAAAUUGUUUUUAUUUCUUCAUGAUCACGGACCGCAAAUAAUGUUCAAUUACCACGUUUAACUGUAGAUUAGAGCGUAAUUUAUUUAAAUCAAUAAAUAGUCAUUAAAAA
Messenger RNA from Plutella xylostella (diamondback moth), 4720 nucleotides. It is a transcript of the gene Gat, whose product is annotated as sodium- and chloride-dependent GABA transporter. Gene Ontology annotation, cellular component: plasma membrane; neuron projection. NCBI's taxonomy places the organism in Eukaryota, Metazoa, Arthropoda, Insecta, Lepidoptera, Plutellidae. The record is from RefSeq and is a predicted model, not a curated record. Gene Ontology annotation, biological process: nitrogen compound transport; sodium ion transmembrane transport; amino acid transport. Gene Ontology annotation, molecular function: gamma-aminobutyric acid:sodium:chloride symporter activity.